AUGACAUAUACUUCUAUCAGCCAUAAAAUCACCGAAGACGGUCCAUUUAAACCAGAAAAAGAUAGAUAUACACUUUAUUUAAAUUAUGGUUGUCCAUUUGCUCAACGUGCAGGUAUUGCAAUGUUUUUAAAAGGUUUAGAUGAAUACAUUCAAGUUGUUUAUUCUCAUUUCGAGAUGGAAGAUGGAUUAUUUGUUUUUAAUGGUAAAGAUGACACAGAUUUAGAAAAAGAAAAUGGAUUUAAAAAAAUUAAAGAUAUUUAUGUCCACUCUGAUCCAGAAUACACUGGUAGAUAUACCAUUCCAGUACUUUGGGAUAGACAAACUAAAAAGAUUGUUUCAAAUGAAUCUGCUGAUAUUGUUCAAAUCUUUUCAUCAUCAUUCAAUAAUAUUUCUAAAAACCAAUCACUCAACCUUAGACCUGACCAUUUAGCCUCUCAAAUCGAUGAAUUUGUCGAUUAUUAUUCAAAAAAUCUUUUUUUCAAAGUUUACCAAGCUGUUGACCCAGAAAAGUAUGAAGAAACUUUUGACACAGUAUUUGCAACAAUUGAAAAACUAAACGAAUUCAUUAAAGGAAAGAAAUUUUUAUUUGGUGAUCAAAUUACAGAAGCCGAUAUUAAAUUAUAUGUAGUUUUAAUUAGAUUCGAUUUAAUCUUUUAUCCAUAUUUUAAAUUAAAUUGGAAAAUGAUAAAAGAUUACCCAGUUUUAUUAAAUUAUCUCAGACGUCUUUAUCAAACCAGAGGUUUUGCUGAAACUACAAACUUUUAUCACACCAAGGGUAUGUACUAUACAAAGGUACCUGGAGCCAUUAUCCCAAAAGGUCCAUGUCAAGAUUAUUUAAAAGAACAAGUAGUUGAUACUCUUUAA
Molecule: messenger RNA, 864 nt
Organism: Dictyostelium purpureum
Lineage: Eukaryota; Evosea; Eumycetozoa; Dictyosteliales; Dictyosteliaceae
Exons: 3
Coding region: 1-864 (287 amino acids)
Cellular component (GO): cytoplasm
Molecular function (GO): glutathione transferase activity
Source: RefSeq, a predicted model, not a curated record